AAACUUACGAUUAAUAGAAAUCCGAUAUUUGAAUCCAAUGAUAAAGCUAAAUUCAGAAAAGUCAAGAGAGAACUGAGCAUAAAGAAUGAUCUAAAUCUCAGUUUUGGAGAAGGAGAAAGUGCAAAAACAAUAUUGGGGAUUGUUCCCACGAGUCCAAGGAUCGUUUUGAUAUAUAGUGCUCGAAAAAUGGAGCUAAAACGAGAAAAAUUGAAAUUGCAAAAUCUGGUCGCGGGUCCUCCGCAGCCGCAGGUCACUGACGCGGCCACGGGCGCACAGAGUUCCUCAGGUUUCACGUCAGUAUAUAUCGGCCAUUUUUGGCAACUCGUCAAGAGAUCUGUGUGCCUUAGUAAUCAGUGUUUAAUAAUUUUGAACUUUCUCAAUGUUCAGAUGCCGCCACGUAGGGAACCCGAUCAUCCGGCUCCUACUCAGGCUACAGUAGUCGCCCAGUUCCGCGACUAUCAUGCCGAAAAGUUCUCAGGGCAGGGAGAUCCUCGCAUAGUAGACGAAUGGAUUCAGGGCCUGGAGUUUAUCUUCGAGGUCAUGGAGUGCCCUGAGAGAUAUCGCGUUGUUUGCGCUCAGCUUCAGCUCACCGGUGAUGCCAGGCUCUGGUGGAACGCUUACUGGAGCAUGCGUCCUGGUGAGAAGGUGGGAUGUACGUGGGAGAUGUUCAAGGAGUUAAUCCGCGAGAAGUACUAUCCCACAUACUACCGAGCAGAGAUGGAGCGUCAGUUUCUAUCGCUCCAGCAGGGUAUUCGUACUGUUGACGAGUACGAGAGGGAGUUCACUAGACUUGCAGCUUUCGCUCCUGAUUUGGUCUGCACGGAGGCCCAGCGAGCACAGCGUUUCAUUGACAUGCUUUACCCAGCAUUCCGUCAUAACAUCGUAGGCCACGGGACACAGACGUACGCACGUGCA
Striga hermonthica is the source of this 915-nucleotide messenger RNA. The record is from the annotation of a GenBank genome assembly. Lineage: Eukaryota; Viridiplantae; Streptophyta; Magnoliopsida; Lamiales; Orobanchaceae.